CGACAUGGAACUUUAUUUAACCGAGGAUGGGUCGGUGAGGUCGUUUCGCAGAACAUUCAGUACAUCAUUCUCAGCAGCUGGUGGAAUUUUUAAAUCCGCUGGCGGUGGCCGCCGUUUGGCGGAGUGUGUGCUGCCACAUGCACCCCCUCGAGCGACCGACUGACACCGAAAUUUUCUUGGCGACCAGUUUGUAGCUAUGGCGUAUCAUGGCAACUACAAAAUUGGGUUUUCGCGUCCGUCUGGGGCCCCCACGCGUUCCGCACAAGCGGGCGGGCCCGGCGAACGCGGAACGGCAGACUGCAGAAGCGAGAGCAGCUCGUCGUUGUCCGGUAGCUCUACUUCGUCAUCCUCCUCCGUACUCGUCACAGACGAUUCUGAUAUCGAUGCGGAGGACCGGUUUGGCGCGAGACCGGAUAGUACAACAUCUCCGGCAGCAAAUGCCAGAACUAUCCGGUUUUCCGCUCGCAAGCGGCGCGGGGACCAAAGCCCGGCGACAUCAAGUUCCACUUCGAGUCACGGAAGUAAGAGAAGGCGGCACCAAGGCUACCUAGAGCCCGCGAAGCCAGAAGGCCCGCCCUUUCUUUUCAUGCCAGAGUCGGGGUCGGGGUCCGGCAGUAGUAGUAGCAACAAGCCUUACCUUGCCGGCGUGCUGGCGAUCAAGUGCGGGGCUAGCUUGCUGCGCGAGUUUGGUUUCACGGGCUGGAAGCAGCGGAGCAUCGACAAGUGGAAUGUAGAUCAUGACAUCAACAACGAUCCUAAGGGAACGCUGCGCUCUUUGUUCGGAAUCGAGCUGGAUUGGAGCAAAUGGCCUCGCGUGGCGCUCACCGCCGUGGACAAGGACACGCGAGCGGCCAAGGCCGGCCUCGUGGUGGGGGACAUGGUGGCCACCAUAGCGGACGUGUAUGUCAUCACGGACGUGGUCCGCUUCGUUCCGAAGUCGUCGAGCGACCCGGUUCCCCAGAGCCCUGACGCUGCGCUGCUCGGGAAGUUGCGGCAAAAGGUGAAGGAGAAAAACAAUGACCCGAGUCAGACCUCCUGGGGCUUCGUGUUCCACCGGAAGAAGAAGGCGGAGAACUACCUAAAUGUGGAAAUUCUGGACAAGAACGCGGAUUUCGCAAGCAUGUUUCACAAGGGUCCGGACGGCAAGAAAACGAUGCUGAAGACGUCCGCCUUCCACGGCGUACACCUGCAUCCCUCGGGGCUACAAAUCGAAGACGGUGACGAGCUCUUGGUUGCGGGCGACAAAUUCUGCACCGGACGGGAAGAUUCGCAAAUCGUCGAGCUGCUGAAAACCAGCCGGAAUUUCUUUGUGCAUCGGCCACACGCCGCGUUUUCGGCACACUUGUUGGAAAACCAGCACAGCAACACCACCGACAUUGCGACGCACUGGGCCAAGGUGUACGCGCCUUUGAAUAAAGGCAAAGGAGGCUCCUCGUCACCUCCAAGCGCAACCGCUUCUCGCGCGGUUGGUGCAUCGUCAUCAACUACUCCUGCUGGCGGGGGCGAGAAGGUUUCGGCCGCGGCCAGCGGAGCGGACGCACCAUUUCUCUUGUCCGUUUUUGGAGCCACGCAGUCAGCGGACAGCAUGAGCAGCGCGCUGUUGUACUACGAGCAGAAGAUGCCAGACGCCGAGGAGUUGGUCGGGAAGGUCUCGAAAAUGUCUUCUUCGACGAGCUCGGCGGAGAAAAUUCUGCUCCUGUUUGGCUUUGAGCUGGAUUGGGCGACCUUCCCGAACCUUCGUGUUGUUCGUGUGCAUCCAACCACGCCGCGUGCCCGGGGAGCAAAAAGUGAGGCCGUUACGCGCGGUUUGAAAGUUGGUGACCGGUUGCUGGUUUUGGGGGGCGAGCGAACGACCUCGAUUCCCAAAAUGGAAGGUAGCAGCGUCGAGUCGGCGGUGCUGAAUUUCCUCGCCAGAAAGGUGAAAAAGUACCAGAAGGUCAUGUUCAUGUUUCUCCGGUCGGAAUUCGAAAACGAGUUCAUUCAAGUGCACCUGACCACGAACGACAUCAGCCUCGGACUGAAAAUCAGCGGCAGCACGGGCGAAAUAAAGGAAGAUCCCAAAUCCGGCACGUUUGGAGCGAAGUGCCACUUGAAGGCAAAAGACCAACUGUUGAUCAUCAACGACAAGCCCCCGCGGAAGCACAAACCAGAGGAACUAGCGCCGCUCUUGUCUUCCAAGGGUCAUCGACCGCUCAGUCUGCUGGUACGCCGGCGCGGCGGAGGCGGUUUCGACAGUGCAGCACUGACAUCCCCCGCGGUGCAAAGCGUGCUUCGAAGUUUGCCGUCGAACUGGAAGGCCGCACUGGAAAAGCGGAAAACUGUGCCGCCCAUGGUGGAUAGCCUCGAUGGAGGCCCUGCCCAAGGGCCACACGGAGCAGCGGCGGGCUCUUCAGCUACCGGUGGCGGGCAGACCGCCACGGGGAAGUUUGUGAAUAACCAGUCGCAACAAGAAACAAACUUCGACCUGCCAAACGCCACCGCAGCUGCGUCGAUCGCCGCGGCCAAGUCGUUGGCUCCGCAGCAGCAGGUGGGGGCAGCGGGGGCGCAGCAACCAGGAUUGGCUCCCGCUGCUGGCGCGGCGGGGGGCUUUCAGGUUGGUCAAUACUACGAUGUGAACGCAAUUAUGGCAGGCUACGACAACGUCCGGUCCGUUGACGAUCUGUACACCGCAGACCAGCUGCUACGCAUGCAGAACGUAUCGGACAUGCAGCGCUACGUGGCAGAGGCAGUCGAUCCGUCUCGACGCAUGCAAGGCCAACUCCGCCAAAAUCUGGCCGCAGAACAUCCCUCCUUGGGCAUGCCUGUUCAGCCCUUCACCGGAGCGAGUCAGGACGAAAGUAGUGUGAAGAAAGACACGAAGAUUUCCUCCUCCACUGUUUCCGGGCAGAUGCGCUUGCGGGAGGAGCAAGCGAGCCAGUUGUACGUCACCUCCUAUCUACAGACGCUCGAACAGCGAGGCGGUAUCAUGGCUCGAUCCGCGAGUGCCGCCGACGCCGCACCGGAGCUAGCGACACUGCUGCAGGAACCGAAGUUGUACGACCCUACGAAGGCACAGGAACAGCUCGCACUACUGCAGGAACGGUACAAGACUGUGUGUCAGUCCCGUAACGCUUUGGCGCGGUUCCAGGAGCUGAUGCGGUACACCGUGCCGGCCACGACCAUCAAUGCCCCAAUGUACCAGACGGCUGGUGACCACGGUGGAACAUCAAACGCCGCAUCUGGCGCGGCGAAUUCAAUUGCGAACACCACUCUUCCCCUCUCCGGAGCCGCGGGCGAGGUGCCGGGAAUGCAAUUCGACCAAUUUGGUGGAAAUAACGCAGCGCCAGACGAUCCAGACGGAGAUGAAGCUGCUGCGCGACUCGCAGCAGAGGAGCGGCAUCGCCGGCCGAUUCCUCCCAGCAUCAACUCGCUGACGCAAAAAGACGGACUAGACAUCACCUUCAUGCACCUCCGGUCGCAGGGCGAGCGUCUGCAAUCCGUCACCGGGGAGCUGAGCCGCAAAGUGACCCAAGCGCUGAACGAGAUGACGGCGCAGCAACUGCUGGAUGCCAACUUCAUCACGCAAAAUGAGCGGGACAUGAUCGCCGAUCAGGAGCAGAAGCGCAUGGAGCAAGAGCGCUACAAGGCGGAACUGCAAGAGCAGGUCCGGGACGAACAGCAGGCGCAGUUUUACGCGGAGAGGCACAGCCGAAACCAGUACUACGAAUCCAUGUACGCGAUCCCGGCUGCCGGCGGGGCGGGCGGCGGCGGCGGAGAUGAGGACGAGCCGCAGGACGAAGACGACACUGGGGUAGAAGUAGACCCGGAGGAUGUCGUCGUGGUCCCGGUGGACCCGACCACGGGGGAGCUGCAGAUCCCGAAGCGCGCGGAGAAGGCAGGCUGGCAGGAAAAGCUAGACCAGGACGCGGAUCCGACGCCGAUACUGAUCAACGCGAACGCGAUGAAAGCGGAGCGCCAGGAGAUUCGAAACCAAGCCAUCGCGAUGAAUUCUCCCUUGAGUAGAAGCAGGGAUCAUGAAAGCCGUGGAAACACAGACUUGCAGGCAAAUGCGAUAAGCUUCUUGGGGUCGGCGGCAGGUGCUGCAGUAACUGGUGCUGGCGAACAUUCACGGGGGGAUCUUGGUCCACAGGUUGACGUCGAUGUGCACGCACUGGAGAAGAUUGCGAACCUUUUCAGGCUGAAGCUUACCGACGUUGCGGCGUCACUGCGUGUGUGCACCGAUACGGCCGGAGAUCCGACCGCCUGGCGCCACUACCUGCGUGGGGAGCCCCUUGACGCGGGUCAACGCGAGGCCGUCAUUUCGGAGCGCCGGUUUGCGACUAUCAGUUCCAGCUUCGAUCCCUCGCUGGUGCCGUUCUACCGCCGGUUGUUCUUUCCACUAGACAAGAAGAAGUGUGCGGACCCGAACGACGUACUGUGGUUCCACAUCGUUUUCUACGAAAAAGCGGCGGAUGGGUCCUCUGUUUCCCCGGACGAGCAGCGGCCAACCGGCAGCCGAGGGAAAACGCUGCACAGCCGACGUACGACCUUCGACGAAACCGACCCGCUGGCACAGGUGAGUAUCCGGGUGCGAAAUGGGGAGUUGUCGGGCAAGGUUCAUGCCGUUCAGCCCAUCUGGUCGCGUAAGUCAAAACGGCUGGUGCAGGCCUUUGGAUCCGACGCGGUUCUGCGAGCAAGAUGCGUCGUCCGCGAUUCCCGCUCCUCCGCUGCCGGCGCGCGAGAUGGAGGCAUGUCGCCCAUGACGCCCGGAGCGGGUCGUGGACGAAGCCCGCAGGGAAAGAGUUAUCUUCCCCAGUCUUGGAACGAUAGCGCGGCCCAAAGCGGGGAAGCCGUCGCCUCGCAGUACGGUAUUGUGGAGCGGGUGAAAGCCUGGGACGCCAGUGGAAAGGAGGAGAUCGUGGUCGAGGGUGGCGGCGGCAUGGUGGACAGCAUUCGCGAAAACCACUUUGCACGCGACGCGGAGCCUCUGUAUGACGAAUACCUGCUGGACCAACGAGAACACGAGGCAGUGGCGGACCAGCAGCGGUUGCAGGAGUACCGCGGCAUCACCGCCGCUGCGGAGGCAAGACGAAGGCAAAAGCAAAAGAAGCAGAAGCAGAAGUCCGCCGCUGCAGCAGGAGCAGGGGGACGACGAGGGUCCGUCUCCGGGGCAAUGUUUGACGCAGGAGGAAGCGGCAAGAUUGUCCGUUCCAAGAGCGAGGCUUUGCUGGAGGGGGAGGAUGCGAGCGAUAUUUCCAGCGAAGGGGCGGAGGAUGCAGACGCGCUGGAGACGAAAAAGCGCAAAGACUUGGAAGACGAGGAAAAGGAAAAGAAGAAAAAAAAGGGCCCGACACUCGAGGAGUUAGCGAAAAGAAAGUUGGAGGAUCCUGCGGAGCGAGUCCGGCUGGAGGACAUCGUUCACGAUCGGAAGGACGAGGAGCGGGUGCGCCAAUUCAUGAAAAAGGAGGCGGCCGAGGAACUGAUGAAGCUUCGCAGCAAACGCGACCUGGGCGCUGAUGGUACCAAGCACGCAGGGGAAGCGAUUCAGCUGACGCCAGAGGACAAAUUGCAGCUGCGACAAACCGUGAAGGCCGCGGGGCAGGCGGAGAUGCGGCGUUUGAAGGCAGAGCGUGCGCAGCACGGUCGCGUCCCGUUGCGAGACACAGAAGUGCUGGAGGUUGCUAUCGAGGACGUGAAAAAUUCGAGGAAGGAUGGGCGGGCGGAAUUUCUGUUCUACCCCGAGGAUGAUGUUCUUGCACAGGAACGUCAUGGAACAGUAGAACAUUACAGCGGUGCCGGGCAGGCCGGUCAGGCAACUUCUACAGGUGUUGCGCACAAACACCAGCCCCACCAGGCUGAUUUACCCCCGCCGCCAAAGCCAAAGAAGACGAAGCCGAAAGGAGUUUUCUCCUGCUUUGACUCUUCGACCGACGACGAGGCAGAGGCGGAGGUGGCGCGACAAACCGCGGCUAUGCAGCGAUUGGUCGGCGAUCAACACAAGCUAGCCCACAAGGAGGAUUUUCAUCCGGACAACCUGACCUCCGAGCAGAAUGCGGUGCGCGAUCAGCUUCUGGAGAACCAAACCGCGCGGCCCCGGGUCCCGCCGCCCGAAAUCGACAUUUUGGAGACGAUUGAAGCGGGCGAAAUCCCUCCUGUCAACCUGUUGCAGCAGUGUGCGCAGCACGCCCACAACCAGCACAUGGAGGAGCUGGAGGAGCGACAGGUCCUGCUAGGUACGACCUUCGAGCACUAUGACCAGCACCUGAAGGACGCAGCAACUUCGCCGCUGCUUGCGAGCGCGGGCAUGAUGGAGUUCGACCAUGAGCAGGGCAUGGUCGUUGCCGCUGUCAACAACCAAGGUGCAGGAGGGUCACGGCCCGGGAGCGCGAUCCAAGCUGCGGUUGCGGGGCUUCCGGGAACCGCUUCGAAAAUGAGCGUUGCAGGUAGUCCGGGACUACAUCAAGCAAGUGGUAGUCCAGGAGCCGGCCGAGUCCGCAUUGACGAUCAGGGUGCACCAGGCGUUGUGAAACCGCCUGCAAUCUUUCUCGGCGGCUCCACGAAAGCGGACCAGGAACGAGCCCAGCGCUUGCAGAGGAUACAGAUGGAGCUGCGUGAGCGGGAUUUGGGUGCGCAGCGCAACGAAGAGUCGGCCUUCCAAAUUCAGCACCCGAAAGAACUGAAGCUUCCGCCGAAAAUUCAGUGGGUCGGAAUUCCGCUCCCGCACUUGCGCCCCCUGGAGCCCGACCUCGGUGCCUGUUUGAUCGAGGACUUUGAUUUGGAGCUACUGCCAGACAAGGAGGACGCCCUGGACUUCCACCAGGUCCUGGAAAAGUUGCGCAGCCUCGACACGGUGUACGAAACACUGGAAUUCCAGUCGUUCAAACGAUUCCGCUACACCAUCGGGGAGCUGUACUCCACCUUGUUCCAGCUCCAGCACGACGGCAGACUCGGGACCGCCUCCGCCGCGGCGAUAAAACCUGGAUCGUCGCCGUCGCAGGCGGCACUGCAAAAGCGACGAGACAUGCAGAGCCAGGCACAGUUGGUCCUCGAGUACGCGAUCGCCCUGGCACGGGAACCGCGGCUUCCCUACGGCUCCCUAGCGAGUCAGCUGAUCACGUUAUUGUUGGACUGCCUGCGCCGCUUCCCGCGGAACCCCUGGCUGCACUACUGGGGAAUCGAUGCGCUUCUGAACCUGAUGCGGCAGCAGAAGCACAUGGACAUAGCGGUGAAAGCGGAACGGGAAAAGGUGUUCACAAAACAGGAUCUCCGCAUGGUCAAAAACGCACUGCUGAACCCAAAGGGCGCACCCUACAUGCAGAUACUGCUGUUGGCCGACAGCUUGAAAGGACCAAAGCUCGGCCUGGCGAUGUGGGCGCAGAGUAGUUUGAACGCAAAGGUGAUCAAGGACAAAAAGGUCACGUGGCGGCAGAAGUUGGCGAGUCUGUUCGGAAUGGCCUUGGAUUUCACCAAGUUCCCGCAGAUUCGCGUCACGAAAGUGGUGGAGCAGGACGUGAUGGACCCGACCAAGCCGUCGCGCGCUUUCAAGGCAAAGGUCGGCAAGGGGGACCUGUUGCUGAAAAUCAACGACCGCCCUGUGACGGAGCUGGUUAGUUGGCCGGGGCAGGACCCGCACGAGGCCAUUGUGAAUCACUGCGUGAAGCAGGUCACAGCGAAGAAGAAAAUCAACUUCUGGUUUCUGCGGUUGAAGUUCGAGAGCCAGUACUUGCAACUCGAAAUCGACCGCCCUGACCAUGGCCUCGAGAUGGACUUCCAGAAGUAUUUCGUUCGAAGAAUGGCCAAGAAGGGUUGGGCCGAAUCACGCGGACUGAAAAAGGGUGAUCGCGUGAUCGCCAUCGGCCGCACGCUGUGCGAAUUCAUCCCCCCGGACAAGGGCGGUCUUUACCAGACCGAAGAAGCCUUGGAAGCGUCCCUCCAGCACCAAAUGGACAUCACUGGCCCUCGGCCGUUAUCGGUGCUGUUUCGCCGUGGAGAGCCAUACACACGGGAGCACUACAAGAACCAGGAGGAUUUUACGCUGCAACUGCCCCAGGCCUGGCGGGAGCACCCGGACGUCGGGAAGAAGGUCCCCGGUCACAAGGACCCUGCGGUGGUGGAUCUGUUUCAUCGCCACGAGUUGCGCGAUAGUUACGACCCCGAGCGCAUCCCCUGGAACCGGAUGCUGUUUUUCCCCGAACCGGCGAAGCCGCCGCCCAAAGGCCAGGGGAAGGGGAAGGAGGGCAAGAAAGGACCGCCACCGCGAAUGAAGCCCUACCUGCUGUCGCAGCUCGCCCGCGGCCUCAGUCCGAAGGAAGCCGGGGUGGUGGGCUGGCAGGUCGAAGCCAAGGAUCUCGACGUGGACGCGCUCCACGACCCACACCUCAGCAGCCGAGAUAAAUUUCUGCACCUCUUUGGCUUUCAGUUGUACUGGAAGGAGUACCCGCUCGUGCGGUUGUUGCGCGCCGAGAAGUUGACGCCCCGAGGGGUCGGGAAGACGCAAGCGUACAAAUUCAAACUGGUCCCGGGCGACGUCCUGCUUUUGUUCGCCGGACACCCCAUCUCGGAGAUCCACGAGUGGCCCGGGCGCGACCCCGACGAUGCGCUGAUUGAGCGCGUCAUUCACGAGCAGAAGGAGCACCACGAACGACAAAAAAAAGAUCCCAAGGCCGCGCAGGAGCACCCGCAGCCACCGGCCUGCAACUUUAUGUUUUUGCGCAAGGAGAAUUUUUCCGAAUACGUUCAAGUUGAGGUCACCGAGCCCGGCCACCUGGGCUUCGAGAUCGCGAACGGGCACGAGCUGACAAAAGAGGACCAAGAGAAAGAAAGAGACCUCCACCUACGCGGGGGUCCCGCGUCUCUACCGAACCCGGAAGACUACAAGCCGCCCGUGCCGCCGGCCGCAGGUAGCAUCACACAAAUAGAAGGAGCCGACUGUUGGGCCGCGAAGAACGCACUGCAGGUCGGUGAUCGACUCGUCGUGAGCCACUGCGUUACGUCCAACAAGGCCGCGCACGUGGAAAAGGAUUUCUCUUUCAUGGCCCAGAAGCUGGAUAAGUUUUACAGUGCGCGUCCACUGCACUUCCUGUUUCGCCGUACUGCGUCGGGGGGGUUUUCGGAGUCCAUGCGGAAGGCAUUGCAGGUGAAGUGGAGCCCCUCUCCCCUGGCGGCCGCGUGGAUGUCCCGCAUUCGGGAAACGGAUAAGUUAGACAAGGACCUGAAGAAGGAAACGCAUCUCGCGACUGCGGAUUUCGGCUUCGCCGCCGCGGUCGGACAAAAACCGAUCAUAAACCUGAACCAGAACCUGGCCGGGCGCGGGAGCCCCUUCCAGGGAGUAGACGGGAGACACGUCGUCGCCGGGUACACGUUGCACGACGAGGACGUCGAGGAAAAAGACGCGAAGAAGGCCGCCAAGGACCUCGACCAGGAAGUCGAUCAGCUUCUGCAACAGGCCAACCGCGUCCACGUGGACUCGUCGGUUCCCGUCCCCGAGCACCGACACCAGUUUCAAAUGGCGGUUUUCCACUCUCUGCACGUGCCCAUGAGGAUCGAGGAGGAAAUGUUGCAAUGGAAAGUGUUGGACGCACUCGCCGAGUGCAUCCACCCGGAGUGUUUGAUUGUACAAGACCACCUCGACUUUGCGCUGGACCUCGUCGAGGGAAAAGAACGCAUCGCACGGCGGCUGGAGGCGGAAGACCGCACGAAGCGGAAAAAAACACAACAAUACCGAAACUUGCUCGACGAGGUUGUGGCGAUAGACAGCGGAGCGGGCGCGGCGAACAACAGCCCAGGUGGCCGCGGUCAGGAGGAGUUUUGGACCCGCUACAAGUCCGUCGCCGCCAACCACCGCGAACUGAAUCUGGUUUCGUCGACCCUCGCGGAAGCAACCGGUGCUGCCGACGACGACGGGGCAAACCAGGUAAACGCGCGUCAAGAGCGCCAGCGAUUCCUCACGCUUUCGUCCUACGAAUCGCUCUUCGAGGUUCUCCUGGUGUGUCGCUCGGCGCACCGCGUCCUCGAACAGCACGCGUACUGCCUCCGGGCGCUGCUGCGCUUCAAAGCGAGCCCGCGCCUGCUCGUGCGCGCUCUGCUGGUUUUGGGGAACAUCUACGAGCUGACGAUCAAUCAUCUCGGGAACGACCGGCUCCUGCUGCGGCCGACGAUGGCGGCCCGGGCGGAGACCGAGGAAAAUGGCGGGCCGCACUCGACGGCCGCGCGCCCCAGUGUGCGACCGCCGAUCCAUAUGUAAAGAGAAAGUGCUCCAGGUACCACGCAUUUGUUGUAAGUUCAGAAAACACAAACAAGCUUUCGCUCCAUGACAAAAAAAAACGUGCAUUGCAGACAUUUUUCGUAUGGAAUGAGCAGACACGUAAUAUGAAACGGACAAGGCCCGCAAGCAUUUCUUGCAUGACAAAGGUUGUAGUCACUGAAGUCUUGCCGGCCUUGCAACACAAUGCGUGACUGUAGCACUUUUGUCUUGCGAUAACCCAGAAGAAGCAGUUGGAUCGGCUGCACUACGCGAUCGACGGGAACCUCUUGCUGGUGGACGAGGGCCAGCUAGACGCCGAUCUAUUGCUCGACGAUCCCUCCGCGCUCUUCAGCUCGGCAUCGGUGCCUGGCGGGCGGCUGUUUGAUUUCGCCGCGGCGUCGGGGGGAUUUCGGAAUGAGGACGAAGACGAAGAUGCCGGGGGAGACAGUGACCAUGGCGGUGGUCGUUCUUCCGCCGAUGGGGCCGCAGGAGCUGCCUUAAACAGUAAGCACUUGCGAAAAAUCGCCCGCGACGGUGCGGACAUUCGCAUGACGCGAAACAAAGGCAAUGCCGUGCUGCACGGACGGUCUUCCUCCUUACUGGAGCUGCUCUGCCAGGUGCUGGACCUGUCCCCCGAAAACCGGAAGGUGUGUGGGUCGACUCUGCGCGUGAUCGCGCUGCUGUGCGUCGUCUCCAAGGCCCAGAUAUCAAAUGUAAAAAUGUCUGGGUCUGGAAGAAUGCACGUUUGUCAUGCUUGUCUGGCAUGACUCUUAAAUCUGUCAUGCACGUUGCCCAAGAGCGCCACUUUUCUGUCAUGUAGAAACGCAGUUUGGCAUGCAGAAUAGGCAACACCUAGAAGCUCAGAAACUUGUCAUGCUGAGCGAGCACUUGUGGCCUCCUCAUGAUACGCCACCCAGCAUCACAAGUUUCCAGACUCAGACAUUUUUACAUUUGAUACCAGAUCGUGCACACCGCACACUACGCGCUGCGGUCGGUGAUUUUGACCGUGAAACGGCACCCCGACUCCCAGUCGGUGCUGAAGCACGCACUGCAAAUUUUCCACGCCUGCGCGUUGCACGACCAGCGACUGGGCUCGAGCCUCUCCGACGUGUUCCGUACGCUCCUGACCAUGGGUGGACUGCUGAAGAACGACCUGGAGAGCCGGGAGUAUCUGGUGAACACCCUCCGCGUGCUCGCCGAGGGCAGCGAGAAUAUCGACGAGUACGAGAAACCCAUUGCGCAGUCGUUCCUAAACAUGUUGGACCACUUCCUCGUGGACGAGGACACGAUGCAGAGCCCGAGCGUCGUCGUUCCCUGUCUCGAGACACUGGCUUUAUUGAGCCACGAGAACGCGGUGCUGCGACAGUACUUGCUACCCGGGAUGAAACACCCCCUGCGCAUUCUAAACGAAGACCGGAUCAGCGUCUCCGUGCAGGCCAAAGCGGCCAACUGCGUCAAGGUAGAUUUGAUUUGCUUUUAUGUGAUUUUUUUGCAAUCUGAUCUUGAUGAAAUUUACAUUUAGCUUUUACAAUCCACUUUUCACCGAUCAUCAUUGAUUUGCGGUGGAUGGAGAUCAUGCGGAUGAGUCGACGAUAUUACUCGGGCUUGCGCAAUUUGAUGUAUUGUCAUUGUGGCUGUUGUUGGGUGCUGCUCUUUUUGUAUUUGUGGUAUACCGUCAGUACCACUACCAGUAGCGCAUUUCUACUCCAAUUAGAACUGGGACUGGCGGAGAUUAUCGUAGUCCUAGUCACUCUAAAAAAAAUAAAAACACGAAGGUAAUGGCCAUGGCCGGUGGGUUGCCUGUGUUAGAAGUCAGCUUGUUGACGGUUCUCCAAGAGAACAAUGGUAUCGCGACGUUGCUGAAGGCCGGGAAGAAGUACUGCUCCACGAGCUCCAACUUGUGCCUGGAGCUGCUGUCGACGUUCGCCAACCUGCUGUUCUGCACCAGCGUCCGCGACCUGCUUUUUGGCAAGGCAAAGCGCGAGCAGAGCAUCAACUUCGUGGAAUGGGUGUUGGUUCUCCUCGAGGAGAUAUGGAAAGAAAAAAGUUCGUCGCACUCGCAGUCACUAACUUGCAGGCUUUGCAUUACAAACUUUUUUGCAUCACAGCUUUUCCUUGUAUUGCAGAACCACUACUAGGGAGAUCCCUUAUGAAGUUUGGCGGUGGUGCGUUUCUACGCAUGACAAAAAAUUUUGUAUUGCAAAAAUACGCAUGAGUGAUCGUGACGAAAUUUUUUUGGUUGAUAGAAGAACGGCGUCAAGGAUGUGGACUGCGUCGCACAGGGGUUCCGUUUGUUCGGUUCCUUAACUCGGUACGAAGAGGACGAGGCGACGGAGAACGAGAUGGUCGAAAGUUUCGUUCUCACCGAGCAAAACAUCAAGCGGCUCCGGUUGCUGGUGAUGAACUGCCUGCCGCUGCAGGACGUGGGGUUCGACUUUCUCGAGAAACUCGCCAGGCAGCAGCUCGCGGGGCGCCCUAUGGCGGGUCGCAUCCUCACGCUCGACGGGGAAGUGUUGCUAGAAGAAGGGCCGAAAGACCGCGAAAACUUCUGGCUUGCACUCUAGUUUUUGUUCGUUAUUAUCUGUAAAUCUAAAUUAGGACUAGCUGCGUCCCAUAUAAAGUAAAAAAAUGAACAUAAAGUUCCUAUGUUCUUUAACCCCCUAUGCUUCCCUCUUCCUCCCGAAAAUGUUGUCGAGAACGAGAUCUCACUUAGUUUAGUAAACAAAAAUUAGUAUAGUCGUGAACGCAAGAAGUAAGCUCCCGCGCUUCAGCUUCUACUUCUCUAUCUUUUCUUUUCCGAUCUUUGCAGGCAAGGCAAGGAUCCAAGAUCAAAAACUAAGACAAAAAAUAGCGGAACUGAAUAAAAUUUGGUGACCCGUGUCCAUGAUCAUCGAGAGUAUCUAUGGAUGUGAUUGGUCAACAUCGUCAUCAACAAAACGCAGGCGAUUUUGAUCACAUCAAGUGACAUGGAUAAAUCUUGAUAAACUGGCAGCCGCGCACGAAGUUACAGGGUCAGAAAGCAGGAUAAAAAUCACCCGUGAUACACUCCUUUCAACAAAUGAAAAUGCAG
Molecule: messenger RNA, 13292 nt
Organism: Amoebophrya sp. A120
Lineage: Eukaryota; Dinophyceae; Syndiniales; Amoebophryaceae
Source: the annotation of a GenBank genome assembly